AUGUUUCCUGAUUUCCACACUAUAAAAGAGGCUGCCUCCUCGACCAAAGCAAGCAGGAGAGGGAAGAGGAGACUAGGACAGCCACCGGGACCUCCGAGAAGCCCAGAUACCAAGAGAGAAAAUGUUUCAAAUUGCGGGCCUCAUUGUCUUCUGUGGGCUGCUGGCCCAGACCACGGCACAGUUGGGAGCACUGCCCCUGGACGACAACUUGCCCGCGGUUCCUAUUUCGACUCUUUCAGAUCUUCCUGCAAGUUUGAUUAGUGGUCUCAGCGACAACCUGCUCUCUGGGGGUCUGUUGAACAGUCUCCAAAAGCUUCCGCUCUUGGACACCCUGAAGUCUGGAGCGGAUGCUUCCAGUGGCCUGGUGGGAGGCCUGUUUAGGAAAGUGAAUUCAGUGACCUCUCUCUUGAACAAUAUCAUUGAUUUGAAGAUUACUGAUCCCCAGCUGCUGGAACUUGGCCUUGUGCAGAACCCUGAUGACCUUCGUCUCUAUGUCACCAUCCCCUUGGGCCUGGUCAUCAAUGUGAAAACGCCCCUGGUCGGAAGUCUGUUAAAGCUGAAGGUGAAGCUAAACAUCACUGCAGAGGUCAAAGCUGUGGAAGAUGACCAGAAGAAUGUCCACCUGGUCCUUGGCGACUGCACUCACUCCCCUGGCAGCCUGGAAAUCUCCCUGCUUGAUGGACCUGUCUCCCUCCCUGCUCAAAACCUUCUUGACAGCAUCACCAGGAUCCUGGAUAAAUCCCUUCCUGAGCUGGUGCAGGGCAAAGUGUGCCCUCUGGUCAAUGAGGCUCUCAGCCACUUGGAUGUCUCCUUGGUGCAGUCCCUUGUCGGUAAGCUGAUCUCCGGCCAACUUGUCAUCAAGGUCUAAGCCUUCUGGGAAAGGGCCUGGCCUCUGCUGAGCUGCAGAAACACUUCCUGCUGCUUGAUCCACUGCUAGGCUGCUGAGGGCUCACAGCAGGCUGGCCCAAGUCCCAGACAAUGACACAGCCACGUUUGGAGACCAGAGCAGCCUUCUCCCCAAGGAAACAGCUCUCCCGGCUUUCCCACCACGCAUGUGUUCCUUUCCAUGUUCCCUGCAAAAUAAAAUUGCUUUCUCUGUA
This is a messenger RNA of Vicugna pacos (alpaca), 1100 nucleotides long. The record is from RefSeq and is a predicted model, not a curated record. Lineage: Eukaryota; Metazoa; Chordata; Mammalia; Artiodactyla; Camelidae.